AUGGUCUAUUUUGAUUUACUAUGGGGAAUUAGGAGCGGUAAUAAUAAUACAAAUAUAACUACUACAAGUAGUAAUGAUGAAAUAAAAUUAAAAAACUUGAAAAAAAUUGAAUGUAAUAAUAAUGGUGAAUUAAAAGAUAGAGAUGAAUUAAAUAUAAGUAGAAUUCUUGCUACUCAAACAAGUUUAAAUUUUGAAGUACAACAAAAUGAAAGAAAUAGAUUAUCAAGUGUUAUCCAAACACAAAUUCCAUGGGUUGAACAGACUGGUAUAAGUAAAAUACUUUCAAAAUUUUGUUGUACCAAAAGUUAUCGCCAACAGCAGAUACAACAAAGGCAGAUGGCUAAAAGAAUAUUUAGUACGCAAUUUCCUCCAAUGAAAUAUAAUUGA
Molecule: messenger RNA, 387 nt
Organism: Strongyloides ratti
Lineage: Eukaryota; Metazoa; Nematoda; Chromadorea; Rhabditida; Strongyloididae
Exons: 2
Coding region: 1-387 (128 amino acids)
Source: RefSeq, a predicted model, not a curated record